Molecule: messenger RNA, 5435 nt
Organism: Cydia fagiglandana
Lineage: Eukaryota; Metazoa; Arthropoda; Insecta; Lepidoptera; Tortricidae
Product: collagen alpha-1(I) chain-like
Exons: 32
Coding region: 121-5367 (1748 amino acids)
Biological process (GO): extracellular matrix organization
Molecular function (GO): extracellular matrix structural constituent conferring tensile strength
Source: RefSeq, a predicted model, not a curated record
CCGCAGCCACGGCCGGGACGGCAGCUCUCCAGGGGCCCACCUCCUACAUUUCUCUUAUGUCUUAAGCGGGAUGGGACAUAAUGUAAAUAUCAUCCUGCCGACAUAUUUAUUCGGGCCGAAAUGGCUCUACAGAUGAGAGGACGACUCUUCUUUCUAUUGUUUUGCGCAUUCGCGGUAAAAGGGAAUGAUGUUGUAGAAGUAUUCGACGUGCUGUCGACGCUCCGCGAUGAGCUGCCGGCGGGCGUGUCGCGGGUGCCCGGGCGCUGCCAGGGCCCCGCGGCGGCCCCGUACUCCGCCUACCGUCUCAACGAGAACGCCACCAUACUGCAACAAGUCACUGGCAUGUUCUACAACACCUUUCCUGAAGACUUCUCCAUAUUAGCCGUGACCAGGCUACCUGACAGGGAUCAAAACACCCUAUUCUUGCUGUACUCCGACGCGGGUGACGAACAACUCCAGCUGCUGAUCGGCCCCAUGAUCGAGCUGUACUAUGAGGAUACCAGCGGCGACCCACCGGACCAUGAGAUGCUCACGUUUCGUGUAGACAUCGCGGAUGGAAGAUGGCAUCGACUAGGCUUAAGUAUAAAGGGCAACUCGGUUACACUGUUAGUGGACUGCGAAGUUAGGGGCACGGUCGCCCUUCAGCGUCAGCCGGGCAGCACCUUCAACCUGGCGGGCGUACUAGUAGUUGGCACCCAGUACUCCACGGAUCAGUACUAUGACGGUGAUAUUGAGUUACUGCAAUUUACCAACAAGCCAGACUCAGCGUACGAUUUGUGCCAGUCGACUGCACCCAAUUGCCCAAGCGAUGCUCCAUACGUGCACGGCUCUGCGCCCACAAUCAAUACUGUCAGAACAAUCGCUCGAAAUGAUAAUGAAGUACACGAAGAAUCGAUUAAUAACCCAGUUGAGAACACACUGGAUGAGGACGAAUAUGGUCCUAGAGUGUACGGACACUUCGGAAGGGAUAGAUCAGACGAGAGGAACGGUUCAGGGGACGCUUGGACGAGAGGCAGUAGCACACCGACACCUCAUUGGUUGACUGCCUCUCAUGGUUACACUAGGCCGUAUCCUACAUCAACGGAUUCAGAUGAAAACAGUAUUUUUGGGACAUUCACCAAAGAGGUAGACGCCGUUAUUCGUCCGAAUAUUCUCAAUGCGGAAAAGACAGGGCAGCAUCUGGAAGUGACCACGCCGAGGUUAAAGCGGGGAGACGACGAUGGAGCGGAUGUGCUCACGACAGACUCCUCAUACACACCUAUGACGACCACCGAAGACACAGAUUGGCUCACUCAUCCCCCGGAUGUCCAAGGAAACUCUUCCUACUACCUGCCGGAUUACGACUACACUUACAUGGGCCCGCGGGGCUACCCGGGCCCCCCGGGGCCACAAGGGCCAAGGGGGCCGAAGGGGGAACCGGGUAAACCAGGAGCGGAGGGCCAGCAGGGUUUCCCUGGCGCGCCGGGUCACGUUUUUGUUAUACCGUUGCAUCAAUCUGGUAACGAUAAAGGUCCUGAUGCACAGUCGGAAGCUUUGCGCCAAAUGCUCACACAACAUAUGGCAUCCAUGCGAGGCGCUGAUGGCCCUAUGGGCCUCACCGGUCCCCCGGGGCCUGAAGGCGAGUAUGGCGCCGAGGGGCCGAAAGGAGAACAAGGCGAUCAGGGUGAACCGGGGCCACCCGGACCCAGAGGCCUUCAAGGACCACCAGGCAGACCCGGCCGCCGCGGGCACGCGGGCAGGGACGGAGAGAGAGGAUCCACGGGCGCGACGGGCGCUAAAGGCGAGCCCGGGUAUCCGGGGCUAAUGGGACUGCCAGGGGACAAAGGAGAACGAGGCGCCCCGGGUCAGCAGGGCGAACCGGGAGCGCCGGGACAAGAGGGGCCGCCCGGAGACGAUGGACCAGCGGGACCACCUGGCUUAAGUGGAGAAAUUGGUCCCAGAGGCUUAAUGGGUAUAAGAGGUUUUCCCGGAUUGAUCGGUUAUCCCGGGAUUCCAGGGAUAGAAGGACCGCAAGGCCUGAAAGGCUCCGCCGGCCAACCCGGACCUCCCGGUCAACAAGGUCAGCCAGGCCCCAUGGGAGCUACGGGGUCUCCUGGACCCCAAGGACCUACUGGAGCUCCGGGGAUACAGGGUGCACAAGGAAAACCUGGUAUUUCCGGCCUCCCGGGACCUGAAGGGUCGCCAGGUACGCCCGGCAACCCAGGGCAGCAGGGUCCUCAAGGAGAACAAGGACCGCAAGGACCACAGGGCAUGUUAGGUUUUCCGGGCAGUCGAGGUUUAAAAGGAGACGACGGUCCGCGUGGACCACCUGGAGAUAAGGGUGAUAAAGGAGUUAGAGGUUUGGAAGGAGAAAAGGGAGAUAUAGGUCCAAAGGGAGAAAGAGGGUUUAUCGGAGAACCAGGACCACCGGGCAUUGAAGGCGUUGAGGGCCAAAAGGGUAUGGAAGGCCCAAGAGGAGAAACUGGUUCCAUUGGUCCAACCGGUGAGAAAGGUGCCACCGGGACUCUGGGCCCAACGGGAUAUCCCGGUCCCCAGGGUGAAAAGGGCGACAAGGGGGCUUCUGGAAGACGAGGCCGUCGAGGGGCCAAAGGUGUCAUGGGUAUGGUGGGAAACGCAGGCGAUCGUGGUGAGAGCGGACCUAGAGGAUAUCGUGGUCCACGAGGCCGACGCGGUUCCGACGGUCCACCAGGGUCGAAGGGUGACACUGGCCAGCCGGGUCCCCCGGGCCCCAUAGGCGAACGGGGUCCUCAGGGGCUGGAUGGCGUCCGCGGUUUCCCUGGUGCGAUCGGGCCCCCCGGCGUGGACGGCAAGCCUGGGCUCUUGGGGCCUCCAGGAGAACGCGGUCCAACGGGGGAUCCAGGCCCGUCGGGACCACCAGGUCCCGUAGGCCCCGUAGGGCCGCAAGGAUCCGUUGGUGAGCCAGGCCCUCCGGGGCCACAAGGAUCGUCAGGCAUACCUGGAACUCCCGGUGAAGUCGGCACCCCAGGUGACAUGGGCAAAGAUGGACCACCAGGCCCACCCGGACCCGAAGGGAAGGCGGGGCCUGUUGGAUCACAAGGGCCACAAGGUCGCCAAGGGGACACGGGAUUACCUGGAACGCCGGGAACUCCGGGCCACAAAGGAGACAUAGGACCUCCUGGACUCCCCGGAAUACGAGGAGAAAAGGGCGAGCAGGGUGAAACCGGUCACGAUGGCCCCAUAGGACCGCAGGGACGAGAAGGUCAAAGGGGGUCUCCGGGACCUGGGGGCCAAAAGGGAGAGAUCGGUGAACCAGGACCACCAGGUGCAAUCGGCAGAGACGGUCCACCUGGUCCGAGGGGCUUCGGCGGCUCGCCGGGACCAGUCGGGGCCCCGGGUGAAGACGGCGACAAAGGCGAAGCGGGUCCUCCCGGCGAAAAAGGAUUUAAAGGCGCCGCUGGCGAACCGGGACCCCAAGGCUCCCCAGGUAUACAAGGUUUACGCGGGGAACCCGGGUCCGUGGGUUUACCUGGGGAAAAGGGGCCGCAGGGCGAAUCAGGGCCGCCUGGAACCCCCGGCGCGGAUGGAGUGCGAGGACCUCCGGGCCCGCCAGGCUCACCCGGUCUUCAAGGGGAAAAAGGGCAGCAAGGAUUCAAAGGCGAUAGGGGAGAUGUUGGACCUAAAGGACCUACCGGACUUCCGGGCCCGAUUGGUUUACAAGGACUGCGUGGCUCCAAAGGUGUACCAGGUGAACCGGGGUCUCGGGGUGCUGAGGGGCAACGUGGGGAAGUCGGGAACCCUGGUGCCCAGGGACCGCCGGGACCACCCGGCCCUGAAGGAAAACUGGGUCCCAGAGGCCUCGCUGGACCAAAGGGAGACGACGGUCCGGUAGGACUGCAAGGAGAAACAGGACCAAAAGGGCCAAUGGGCCCUGACGGCCCUAAAGGAGACACCGGCCCGGCAGGGUUCCCAGGUGAAAGAGGCGAGCCGGGCGAACAAGGCAUCAAGGGCGAAGUGGGGGCCGACGGUCCUGAAGGCAGCCCUGGCCCCCCCGGCCCUCCCGGGCCUAUUGGUCUCGUAGGAAAACCAGGAGAAAUUGGCUUACCAGGCAAACCAGGCGCAGAAGGCAAAGCUGGCGCCCAGGGCAGCCCGGGAGUACCAGGCGACAAAGGCGAUCGCGGGCUGCCCGGGCCGGCGGGAGAAACGGGACCAGCCGGUCCCCCCGGCCCCCCAGGAGAAGAGGGCCAGCGUGGUAUGCGGGGGUUACCAGGACCUAACGGUGAAGUAGGAGCACCGGGAACUACUGGUCCGGAAGGCCCAGCAGGGAAGAUCGGGCCGCCAGGACCACAAGGGCCACGCGGAGAGAAAGGAAACACGGGGCCCAAGGGCCACAUGGGCGACACCGGGCCAAUGGGCUUAAAGGGCGAUCAGGGUGACAUCGGGAAGAAAGGACCGCCGGGGCCGACUGGGCCUUUGGGACCUAAGGGAGAUAUGGGUCUCGAAGGACCUCAAGGAGCAAAAGGAGAACCAGGACCAGCGGGUCCUGCAGGUCCAGAAGGGCCUCUCGGUCCCAAGGGUUCGCCGGGCCCUGAAGGCAGGCCGGGCCAGCCCGGGCCGCCGGGGUCUCCAGGUCCACCCGGCCCGCCGGCGCCCCCGCCGCAGCUGCCCGCCGAACUGUUCGUGUCGUCGCGACGAAGACGCAGCGUCGAGGAUGAUGAGUCGACCACAGAUGCGGAUAUUGAAGAUGAAGACAUCGACUGGGCCAAAGAGAUAAUGAACGGUGUGCUGGCCGCCCGCACGGCGUUGGACGCGGCGCGGCGGCCGCGCGGGUCGCGUGGAAACCCCGCGCUCAGUUGCAGGGACCUGCGGGUCACACAUCCUAACGCUACUGACGGAUAUUACUGGAUCGACGCGCGCGGCGGCAGUCAUCCGGUGCGCGUGUACUGCAGGGGUUUCUACACCUGCCUCUAUCCCGACGCCAAGGAACCCGCCACGUACUAUUACGCUUAUGGAUCUGCGCAAAAAUUUUCACAACUCGACCAUGGGUACCGGAUAACGUACGAGGGAGAGGGUACUGGCUCUAUACAAAUGAGAUUCCUGAGACUUCUAUCCAGCGGAGCCAGGCAAAACUUUACAUACACGUGCCUCAAUACCAGAGUCGAACAAAGAUCGGACAUUCCCGCAGACUUGACACAAAUUAACAAUAUUAAACUGAUUGGUCAAAACUCAUUUGAAUUCAGAGAACCAAUAUUUCUAAAGGACGAGUGUAAGACUGGCAAGGGCGAAGUAGUAUUAGAAAUCAAGACUUCUCGGCUGGACCGGCUGCCCAUAACGGAUUUCGUACCGCGAAUGUUCACGGACGCCGAACACGACUUCUCGUUCGCCCCGGGGCCGGUGUGCUUCAAGUAGCGAGGACUGCUUUACUAUGUACUUAAGAACCUUUGUAAAUAUUGUAAAUAAAUUAUUGUGACGACUGA